This is a messenger RNA of Boeremia exigua, 711 nucleotides long. RefSeq lists its product as uncharacterized. The transcript has a single exon. The coding region runs from base 1 to 711 and encodes 236 amino acids. The record is from RefSeq and is a predicted model, not a curated record. NCBI's taxonomy places the organism in Eukaryota, Fungi, Ascomycota, Dothideomycetes, Pleosporales, Didymellaceae.
AUGUCACGCUACAAUAGCGGUCGAUACGACCAGCUCUUUACCGAAGAGGAGGAGCAGGACACAAACUGUCGGCGCCGUAGUCCUUUCGACUACGAAGACGUAUCUAGUCUACAGAUGGUACCAUGCCGACGCUCUGAGACCUUUUCCGCCCAACGUCCCACUGAAUUCACUCGCUCUACUCGUCUUAACGAUGGCUUUGAUGAGGAUUCCCUGGGUUGCCAGAUGAGCCGCAUGAGCUUCAAUGAGCGCCCCCGCGGUGUCCAGCUCGAUCGACCAAGCCGGUUUUAUGAUCACGUUGCUUCGUACAACGAGCGUGCACGCCCUUCCUACGAAGAUGCAGAGGUAGAGUAUCUCCCUGAGCGCCGCGGACGCCACCGCGAGUUCGAUGUCUACGAAGCGCCUCGUCGUCGUGCUGUCUCUCCACGUCCAUCUACAGAGCGUACCCGCCCGCGUCGUCAGCGCAGCCCCGGUCCGUUCGCAGACACAUUCACUCGUUUCUCACAAGGCGAUGGCCGUGGAACACGCGUGCGUCAGCGCAGCACUAGGCACUCCUGCGCUGCACAGCACGGCCCAGACUGUCCUUACUGUUUCACGUCGAAGUACGAGGCCGACUGUGCUGCGCAGGAGUGGGAGCGCGGCGGCGCUGAUUGUGAGGUGGUUUGGGAUGAGCAUCUCAAUGGAUGCUGGGCAGUUGUUUUCUACGAUUGGUAG